Messenger RNA from Cornus florida, 1224 nucleotides. Its product is annotated as protein FEZ-like. The transcript has 3 exons. Gene Ontology annotation, molecular function: DNA binding. Gene Ontology annotation, biological process: regulation of DNA-templated transcription. The record is from RefSeq and is a predicted model, not a curated record. The coding region runs from base 1 to 1224 and encodes 407 amino acids. NCBI's taxonomy places the organism in Eukaryota, Viridiplantae, Streptophyta, Magnoliopsida, Cornales, Cornaceae.
AUGGAUGAGAGAAGUACUCACGAUGCCGAUAAAAUGGACGAAGUGAUGCUGCCAGGGUUUAGGUUUCAUCCAACAGAUGAAGAACUAGUUGGGUUUUAUCUGAAGAGGAAGAUUCAGCAAAGACCUCUCCCUAUUGAACUUAUCAAGCAAAUAGACAUCUACAAGUAUGAUCCAUGGGAUCUUCCAAAGUUGGCAACUACUGGUGAGAAAGAGUGGUAUUUCUACUGUCCAAGGGACCGGAAGUACAGAAACAGUGCACGUCCUAACCGUGUAACUGGAGCUGGAUUUUGGAAAGCCACGGGGACUGACCGGCCAAUCUACUCCUCGGAAGGAUCCAAGUGUAUAGGCUUGAAGAAGUCUCUUGUUUUCUACAAAGGUAGAGCUGCCAAAGGCAUCAAAACUGAUUGGAUGAUGCAUGAGUUCCGGUUACCUUCUCUCACUGACUCGACGCCUCAAAAGAGAUUCAUGGACAAGAACAUUCCUGCCAAUGACUCAUGGGCAAUCUGCAGGAUCUUUAAGAAAACUAACUCUACUGCACAAAGAGCAAUCUCUCAUUCUUGGGUGUCUCCAAUACCUGAAACAACCACAUCUGAUCAUAUACUCACUCAAGGUUCUAACACUACUCAGUUCAGUUCAGAGAACAUGUCAUUGGCAACAAAACCAAGUCCAUCCAUUCAAUUUGGUUAUAACAAUGAGUUACAACAACAAUCAUCUAUUACUAGUUUCUCUACUUUAGAUUUUCCCUCUUACAAACCCAUUUUUAACCAAAUAGCCACUAAACCCUCUGAUCAAGUCUCCAUUUCAAAUGCACACCUUCCCACAACAUACACAUUUUCGCCCCUUGAAAAGUUUGAACCUACUAAGUACUCAGUUGAUGCAUCUUCCAUGCUGCUUAACAUGUCAUCUUCUGUAUUUGGGGAUUUUGGUAAAGCUUCAGAGUGUGUGGACUUUGGUGGGUUGCAAGAGCAGUACAAUAGCGUUUCGAUCACUCUACCGCAUGAAAUGGAAGCGAAUGCUGUUCAUGGAGAAGAGAUAGCUUCAGUGAAGGAUCCGAAUGCGAUGCAUUAUCAUGACAAUUGGGGAAACAUCAGAUCUGUUGGAUUCCCCAUCAAUUUGCCUUCGAGUCUCUCCGAUGCAUGGAAGUCGAAUUUGCUAUGGGAUUCUUCUCCUUGUCCUAGUGAUCAGUUGUCCACUAGUUAUUCAACAAGCAAGUGCUACACUUGA